Molecule: messenger RNA, 3252 nt
Organism: Rhea pennata
Lineage: Eukaryota; Metazoa; Chordata; Aves; Rheiformes; Rheidae
Gene: PERM1
Product: PPARGC1 and ESRR induced regulator, muscle 1
Exons: 7
Coding region: 243-2132 (629 amino acids)
Biological process (GO): regulation of DNA-templated transcription; response to muscle activity
Cellular component (GO): cytoplasm; nucleus
Source: RefSeq, a predicted model, not a curated record
GAGGCCUAAUUUUAGCCUGUGAAUGGAGCUGUGCUGAAGCCGAGUUCUCUGUCCCCGUGAAGGGUACAGCAUCAGGUUGUGCUGGGAGGAUUCUGCUGCAUGGCUCUCUGAAUGCCUCCAUCACCGGCUUAGAUUGCGGCACAGGGUGAUCUGGGCCAGCGGACCAUGUCGGGUGCACCGCACUGCUGGCUUCAGCGGGUGAUCCGGUUGUCAGAAAUCCGCCUGGCCCCGUCCGGUAAGCCAUGGAGAGCUUCGAGUACAGCAUCCAGCUGAGCGACAGGGACUGGGCCGAGUUCUACGCGGCCGCGGAGGAGUGCAGCCUGAGGCCGGCCGCCCUGGCCGCGGCGGAGGAGCCGCGCCCCGGCGACCUUGAAGGAGGGGACGGCGCGCCGGCGAGGGGGCGCCGAGCCAGCGCCGACGGGCGGGCCGCGGCCAGGCCGGGCGGCGGGCCAGGGCCUGGCUCGGGAAGCUCUGCCCCACGUGGGGGCCCCGCAGACGCCUCCCCGCGCCGGCCCGCCGGCGGGCACCUCGCCCCGCCGGAGGGGCUCUCGGGCGGCGCGGACGGGACGGAGCCCGGCUCGGCCGGCAGGCUUCGGCGCGAGAGCGACGAGCGCCGGCAGCCGCCCCGCGCCCCCGCCGCCGGCCUCGCCGCGGGCCGGGAGGCGGCAGCGCCGGAGGAAGGAGCGGCGGGCGCGGAGCCCCCCGCCGCGGCGGGCGGCGGCGCGGGAGGGGAGGCCGCCCCCGGGCCGCCGGAGGACCCCCGCGCGCGGGCAGCCCGCGCGGCCCCGGGCUCUGCCGGCGGCUCCCUGGAGGUCGUGAGGCCCAAGACGCCGGCGCAGCCCAGGAGGAGCCGCAAGCAGCGCGGGGCGAGCGCCGCGGAGGCCGCCCUCGAAGACGGCGAGGCCGCGGGGGCGGCGGCGGCCGGGGGCCUGGCCCGCGGCGGGGCCCCCGCGCCGCCGCUGCUGCCGUCGCGGCGGAGCGGAGGGCAGGAGGAGGCCGCCGAGCCGGGGGCCGGGGAGGCGGGGAGCGAGGAGGCAGGGCAGCGCGGAGGGCCCGCGCCUGGCCCUGGCGCGGACGAGGGAGCGCGCGCCGCGAGCGCUGCCCCGGAGCUCCGGGCGAGGGAGGCAGGGCCGCAGCUCCCGGGGAGGGGGACGGAGCCCGGGCCGGCGGGGGCCGCGGGCGUACGUGGCGCCGCGCCGCCGGUGCUGGCCGGAGGGCCUGCCGCUCCCCGGGGAGGCGCGUGCCGGGCCGCCGCCGGGAAGCCCCCCGAUCCCGAGGGCGCGGCGGCGCCCGGGCGGGAUGCUGCGGCGCGAGCUGGCGGGCAGCCGGCAGCCGGGACCCCCGGGGCGCCGGAGGGCUCUGCGAGGGGGAGCUCCCUCGAGGUGACCUGGCCCGAGAUGUACGACUAUCUGUUCUGUGACUCCCAAGGGGAAGAAGAAGGAAUGGGGAACCAGGUGGAGGAGGAGAAAAUACCCCUGGAAAGGGAAAUAUCUUUGCCUGAACUGUACGAAUAUUUUUUCAUUGAGCCUGAAGGAAAGAGGAAAAAAGCCAAGGGUAAAGAGAGGAAUCGAAAGAAGCUCAGAAGCUUGGACCAAGCUCGUCUGCAAAAUGAGGACCCUGGCUCAACUCCAGUCAAAGAGUCUCUAGUCAUCUCUGUCCCCGAGGUGUACGAACACUUCUUCGCUGAUGGGCCUGGGCGUGGUGGGGGCUGGAGAGGGAUUUUCCUUACCCCUUCCACCUCCGAGGUGAAGAAGGCAGUAGGGGCUUUGAAGUCGCUCCUGCAACGGCCAAUGCAUCUCGUCAGAGGCCGGGUCCCAGCUCCCCACAGUCUCGUGCAGAGAGGGUCCGGCGAGAAGCUCCCUCUCAUCCCGCUGGCACCACUGGGAAGAGGUCAGGCACAGCCCGAAGGUCUAGACAUGGCCCUUGCACUGACAGGGAGGCCUGAGGCUCCGCUGGCUCUGACCCACAAGGACAUGUGCCUCGUCUUCUGCGCCUUUGCAUCCUGGGCAGUGAAGACCUCCGAUCUGCAGGCUCCGGACGCAUGGAAGACUAUGUUCCUGGCAACUUUUGGCACGCUUUCUGCCAUUCGCUACUUCAGAAGGCAGGUCAGAGAAGGACACCACCAGACCUAGUCACAUUGCAAGAGUGAGAUGCUUCCCGAGGACGGGUGAGGAAGGUGGAGAGAGAGGCAACCGGGCCUUGUUCUUGGACAACGUGAGAAGCCUGGAUCCCAACAUCAAGUCUUCUCUGGACCCCUUUCUAAAAGGGCUAGGAUGUUACAGGAAGCAGGAUUCUUCCAGUGACAUAUUAAUUUACAUUACAGUAGGCAGUUUAUACCUGGACAGAACAGGAGCCCAGUAUGGGUUGAUUCUGUUUCUUUCUCUGUGGACUUCUCAAAUACUUGUGCUAUCUCCUAGGCGCUGCUUGUCCAUCCCCCUUGUUCAAAGUCAGCUUGUGGCAAAGGAAGAUUUAGAUAGUGGAAGAAGGGAAAGCAAAAGAAACCAGGGAGAGUGCUUUGUUUCCUGUGAAUGUUGGAGGUAUCUGUGAAGAUAGGGAAGAGAAAGCUUUGGGGAAGAGCUGUCUCUGAAGAUGGUACUAGACUAAGCACGUGUACCCUACUAGCAGGGCUGAGAAAGGGGAGGGCAUCCAAAGCGAAAUGGAGGGCAGCCUGCUUGGCAGAGUGCAGCCUCCAUGACUUGUUUGACUCGCUGCGGGAGGACUUACUCGCUUGGAUUUCAUUCCAAGAAGUCACAUUUCAGUCUAGUGGUUCUGGAGGCUGAGAUAAGGUUUCUGUGCUUGUGGCUGCCUUGGCGCUGCUGAGGCAGAGCCAUGGAUGCAGUGUCUCUUCCUGGGGGUGAGGUGCACCCACUGCAAUGACACAUCUUGCUCCUGUAGGCAGAACAGGGACAGGCAUCACACAGCCAUCGCCAGGAGAAGGAGCAGUCAAAAAGAGCCCUGGAAAAGGGCUGCGCUGUGCGGAAAGGGGCAGGCUGGGCAGCAGGGAGAGGAGCUGAGCUCAGGGAAGUUCUCAGGAAAGAGCUCUGACAAGGACUGGAGCAUGCUGGAAAAGAGGAAGCGGGAAGCAUACGUGCUUGGCUCUGACACUCACCAGGUGAAGGUUUAGGUAUACCACCUGGUCUCUCUGCUGCCUCACAUACUAGGGACAAAAAUUUGGCUGGGAGGAGAGGUAGGAUGAGGAGGUGCUUUGUCUGAGUGCAUAACCCCAAGGGGAAAGGUGCUGGCUGGCAGGGA